Messenger RNA from Labrus bergylta (ballan wrasse), 1996 nucleotides. Its product is annotated as OTU domain-containing protein 1. Lineage: Eukaryota; Metazoa; Chordata; Actinopteri; Labriformes; Labridae. The record is from RefSeq and is a predicted model, not a curated record. Gene Ontology annotation, molecular function: cysteine-type deubiquitinase activity. Gene Ontology annotation, biological process: protein K63-linked deubiquitination.
CAGAAAGUGUCUUGUAACAGUUUGAAGUCUAAAAUUAGGGAGGCACCCCAACAGCAAAUGACGCAAGCGGACUAAAGUGGACAGUGUCUCUCGUCUCUGCGCGUCAAUGACAGGACUCAGGACCAUGGAGACGUCCACUACAACUCUGCUGUUGUUGAUGACACGGGGGGUAUUUUUAGAUGUUGUUGUCAUCUUUUCGUAACGGCCGUUCAGUAUAAAGGACUCCUUCAAAAUGCAGCUGUACAACAGUGCGCUCACACACUACCCGAGGUCGUCUCGCAAAGUUACAAUAACUUUAUCGGCCGCGUCGGAGCGUCUAAACGGGACUACACCGACCCCCCCUGAGGCCGAUAAAAGGGGAUUUACCCACCCAGAGACAACUUCAGCCACCAACGGGGAUCCCGUGAGCGACACUGCUGCUGCUUCCGCAAACAUGCCUGCCUUUUCAUGUUACGAGGCUUCCUCUAUGAGGCCGAUUUACUUCACAUCGACCGCUGAGAUAUUAAUCCGCCGACCCGACGGAGUGGAGAGGUCUGUGCCGAUCCACUUCGUGAGGGAGUCCAAGACCAAACCAGCCUCUCCUGACUCGCACAGUAAUGGUGAAGGCAUCCUCUGUCAUGACUGUGACUCGGAUGUGAUUGUGGACUUGAUAGAUCAUGUAAAUAAUGGGACAGAUGACUACCAGGAGGUGGUUGGAGAUCUCUUUUUCAACAGCGCCAGCACCUGUAGACCCAAAACAGAAGAAAACAAAAGGAUUGGUGGAAAUGCAGGUGAGGGUGAUGAAGUGAUGCAUGCCCCCUUCAAGAGCAACGGGUGGGCCUCGUCGCAGCAAGAGGAGCUAGCUCAACCUGAAGACCUCGUAAAGGGAGAUUUUAAUGUCAGAGCUGCUCCAGAAUCCGAGGAGAGACGGGCGUUCGAGCUCAGCGUCCUGCAGGAGUCGCCUCAACAGAAAAGACAGGAAGUAGAGGACAUCAACGAUAAGGUCACACGGUACCUGGCCGAGGUGGAGAGACAAAACAAGUACCUCCAGGAGAGGCACAAGUUCAGGUACCACGUCAUUCCAGACGGGAACUGCCUCUACAGGGCCGUGUGCAAGGCCACGUUCGGGGACCAGGCGAGGCACGGCGAGCUGAGGGAGCAGACGGUGCACCACAUCGCCGACCACCUGGACGAGUUCAACACCAUCGUCGAAGGGGACGUGGGCGAGUUCCUGAUCAACGCGGCGCAGGACGGCGCCUGGGCCGGGUACCCCGAGCUCCUCGCCAUGAGCCAGAUGCUGGACGUCAACGUUCACCUGACGACCGGCGGCAGCCUGGAGAGCCCCACCGUCUCCACCAUGGUGCACUACCUCGGGGAGGAGGACGCGUCCAAACCAGCGAUCUGGCUCAGCUGGCUCAGCAACGGUCACUACGACGUCCUCCUCGACAACUCGCUUCCCAACCCCGAGUAUGAGGACUGGUGCAGGAACUCGCAGAUGCAGAGGAGACGAGACGAGGAGCUGGCAAAGUCCAUGGCGGCGUCUUUAUCCAAAAUGUACAUCGAGCAGAAUGGAUCAGCGUGAAAGCAAAAACACUGAAUGAUGACAAUAAAAAAGACGACACUGAUACAGUAAAAGAAUAUUCCACUGAUCUGCAGGAGUUUUACUUUGAAUGAUUUUUAUAAGAUUUCUACAGCGAGAGACGUGCAGUGCACAUACUUUGUGUUUUUUCUUUUUGUAAAAGCAGUGCCAGAUUAGUGGCAGGACAUGUUUGAAAGUGUGUGAGCCUGUUCUUGACAGUUUGGGUUUGGAUGGUGAAAUGAUUGAUGAUUUAAAUACUCUUUAUGUCUGAGCUUUUGAGUUUCCAUUUUUUCUCCGUCUGUAUAAUCGUUAUAGCUCCUCUCUCUCUUUUUGCACAAAAGUCCUUUUCAGUCCAGAGAGUUAGAUUAUAGCUUCUUUGAGAGAAAAAUCUAAGGGUUGUUUUUUUUUCUAUUAUUCCAUUUCUGUUUAGAAAAGUAU